Messenger RNA from Daphnia pulicaria, 1859 nucleotides. RefSeq names its product sterol carrier protein 2-like. The coding region runs from base 126 to 1724 and encodes 532 amino acids. Lineage: Eukaryota; Metazoa; Arthropoda; Branchiopoda; Diplostraca; Daphniidae. The transcript is spliced from 9 exons. Gene Ontology annotation, molecular function: acyltransferase activity, transferring groups other than amino-acyl groups. The record is from RefSeq and is a predicted model, not a curated record.
UGUCAUUCAUGACAUUUAGUCUUGUCUCUUACCUUCGACGAUAACAUUCGUUCAAUUGUUCAUUCUUCAAAGAGUCCCCAAGCAUCAUUGUUGCACUAUUACGCGUUUGCCCAAAAUCAAUCAAAAUGGCUAAUAACAUGUUGAGGAAGGUUCUCGUUGUUGGUGUUGGUAUGACCAAGUUUGAGAAACCCGGUAGACGUUCAGAUUUUGAUUACCCAGACAUGGUUGCUGAAGCAGUUACGAAUGCCCUUAAAGAUGGAAAAGUAGAUUACAAGCAAAUCCAACAGGCUGUAGUAGGAUUUGUUGAUGGUGAAUCGUGCUGUGGACAGAGAGCUUUGUAUCCUUUGGGAAUGAAUGGCAUCCCAAUCUACAAUGUCAAUAACAAUUGCUCAACUGGAUCAUCAGCCUUGCUGUUGGCCCAGCAACUUGUGGCUGGUGGUGUUGCUGAAUGUGUCCUCGCAGUAGGAUUUGAAAAAAUGAAGAGGGGAUCUCUUACUGGAAAGGGAUAUGAUGAUCGCGUUAAUCCAAUGGAUCGCCACGUCGGAGCUUUGGCUGAGAACGUUGGUAUCGAACCUGCUCCGAUUGCUGCUCAAUUGUUUGGCGCUGCCGGACUGGAACACAUGAAAAAAUAUGGUUCCAAAGAAGUCCAUAUGGCCAAAAUCGCGUGGAAGAAUCACAAACAUUCAGUCAACAAUCCGAAAUCUCAAUUCCGGGAUGAAUACACAUUGGAACAGAUCCUGGCCUCAUCGCCAGUGUACGGCCCAUUGACUAAACUUCAGUGUUGCCCUACUUCAGAUGGAUCAGCUGCGGCCAUCAUAGUAUCUGAAGCUUUUGCCGCUAAACACGGUCUCCUUGACCGAGCUGUUGAGAUUCUUGGAAUGGAAAUGACCACUGAUCUCAGCUCCACUUUUGAGAACAGCAGUAUGAAGCUGGUGGGCUACGACAUGACGAAAAUGGCUGCUGAAAAGCUGUUCGCCAAAACCGGUGUGAAACCAACCGAUGUCCAAGUGGUUGAAUUGCACGAUUGCUUCAGCGCAAACGAGCUCAUAACUUACGAAGCGUUGGGAUUAUGUCCCGAAGGCAAAGCGGGCGAAAUGAUCGACAGGGGCGAUAAUACUUACGGUGGCAAGUACGUAGUGAAUCCGAGCGGUGGUCUCAUAUCCAAAGGCCAUCCUUUAGGAGCAACGGGCUUAGCUCAGUGCGCUGAGCUUACGUGGCAGCUUCGAGGCGAGGCGGACAAGAGACAGGUGCCCAAUUGCAAACUUGCACUUCAACACAACAUCGGUCUCGGUGGAGCAGUCGUCGUCGCUUUAUACAAAAUGGCCGUUGAACCAAAGGCAUCCGAAAGUGUUCGUAUUGAAGGCUUCAAGUCGUCAGAUGUUUUCGAGCUGAUGCAAAAUGCCUUGGCCCAGAGUGGAGCCGAACUAACCAAGAAGGUGGGAGGCGUGUUCCUCUUCAAGGUGGCAGGAGAUGGCGGUGCCCAAGGUUCAUGGGUUGUCGAUGCGAAGAAUAACGGCGGUUCCGUUAGGAUCGCUAAAGAUGGUGACAAGGGAGAUGUUACCAUCAGCAUGAAGGAUGAUGAUUUGACUCAAAUGCUUGCCGGUAAAUUGGCUGCUCAACAAGCUUACUUUCAGGGACGCCUUAAAGUGCAAGGAAACAUGGGCCUUGCCAUGAAAUUGCAAGAGUUGACCAAGAACGCCCAGCCAUUGAAGGCGAAAUUGUAGGAGGCAGCCCCUUCGAGCCAGCACAUCAUUUAUAUCUACUGCUGUUACAGAAAAGUUGAUGAUAUAUGUUUAUAUAUGAUAGGGUAUAUUGGUUUACAUCUUUUCUGAAUAAAAGUUAGAAGUUGGGUUUACAAA